AUGAAUGGAAGAGUGGGGAUAGACAACGUGCGAGAUCUAUUCAACGAUGAACAGUUCCUUACCAAAUUUUUCUUCUACUUUUCCGCAGAAGAAAGAGGAACUUUAGCUCAAGUUUGCAAAAAAUGGAAAAGUUUUUUGUAUCAAUCGAAAUUCUGGGUGGAUGUCACCCCUAUUAUAGCAUUCCGAAAUUGGGAAAAAAAUCCAGUCGUACGUCGAAAAUUUUACGAGAGUCUCCAAUACAGGGGAUUUGAUUCCAUUUGUCUGCAAGGUGCUACAGAUGAUGAUGUUGUGGACUUUGUGAGUAAUUUCCCACCCAGUAAGAAAAACCUAAGAUCAGUCAGUGUUAGGUGUUCGAAUAUCACCGAUGUCGGUCUGGAAACACUGUUUAAAAAAAUGUGUAUAUAUCGCUUAGAGUUAUCAGGUUGUAACGAAAUUACAGAGACUGGUUUAUGGACGUCACUCAACGCUAAAAUCGUUUCAUUAAGUAUCAGUGACUGUAUUAAUGUAGCUGAUGACACAGUCGGGGCAAUCUCCCAACUUCUACCCUCAUUGUACGAACUCAACUUACAGGCCUACCACGUAACAGACGCGGCAUUGGCCUUCUUCAGCGCAAAACAGAGUUACACCCUCGGGGUUUUAAGACUGAAGUCAUGUUGGGAGAUCACAAAUCAUGGUAUAGUUAAUAUUGUACAUUCCCUCCCCAAUCUUACCGUCCUAAGUGUUUCGGGUUGCAGUAAAAUUUCUGACGAUGGUGUGGAACUUAUCGCCGAAAAUCUACGGAAGUUACGGAUAUUGGAUUUAUCUUGGUGUCCCAGAAUAACGGACGCAUCGUUGGAAUAUGUAGCCUGUGAUUUAGGACAAUUAGAAGAGUUAGUUCUUGACAGGUGUAACCACGUGACUGAUAUCGGUAUUGGAUAUAUAUCAACUAUGAUGUCAUUACAAAGACUGUAUCUCAGGUGGUGUCAGAUCAGAGAUUUCGGAUUACAACAUAUUUAUUCCAUGCGAGGUUUACUCGUUCUUUCGUUAGCAGGGUGUAUACAUAUCACUACUAAUGGUCUGUAUGGUUUAACAAGACUUUAUCAACUACAGGAGCUAGAACUAACCAAUACACCAUCAGCUUCUAAAGGUGUCGGACAUUUCUUACGAGAAAAUUUACCUAGGUGUAUUGUGUUGGAUUAA
Molecule: messenger RNA, 1179 nt
Organism: Lottia gigantea (owl limpet)
Lineage: Eukaryota; Metazoa; Mollusca; Gastropoda; Lottiidae
Exons: 3
Coding region: 1-1179 (392 amino acids)
Biological process (GO): SCF-dependent proteasomal ubiquitin-dependent protein catabolic process
Cellular component (GO): SCF ubiquitin ligase complex
Molecular function (GO): protein binding
Source: RefSeq, a predicted model, not a curated record